UUUAUAGCAACUUUACUGAUAUUGCUAUACGUAGCUAUAUCAGUUCUUCGAUCUUCAAGGAAUCUUCUUGCAGCACCCUAUUUCCUGGUGACUGAUGGGAAGGAACCAACUUACAUGUUUACUACUAGAUACCAAAUGAGUAGUAGAGAGACAGCGCUGUACAUAUUGGACUGCGUGUUUUCUGUGACGGUGGUUGGUUCCCUGGUGGUGUUCGUGUGGCGAGGAUCCUGGGCAUUGCUGGACAUCUUCCUGUUCCCUGCAGACACAACCAAAUCCUGCUGGAUCUCCUUGAUAGCAGGAUACUGUCUGGUGGUGAUAACGUUCUCGCUGCAAGUCCCCAUGCGAUGGGCAGUUUCGAGGCUGCAGGGUGCUUCCAGGCUCCUGGUGGCUGACUUCUACCAUCUCGUCUCCUUCUUGGCAACUGUCAACGUCUGGAGGGGAGUCUGGGGUUUGCUGGAUAUCUACCUCUUCCCGGAUUCACCAAAGCUCAGUAAUUGGUCAUGUCACAUCGUCAGUCUGGGUUUACUGAUAAUUCUCAACUGUUCAAACUCAGUCCUCGUCCGAGGAGUCUAUAUAGACGCGGAAGAACCAGCCGGUGACUGUGUCAUCUUUCCCUGCCACUAUCUCCGACUGUUCUUCCACAAGGAGAGAACUAAGAACAGACACAAGAUGGCCCUUGUCGCUGCUGCGUCCACGAAACAGAAGAUUGAAGAAGCAAGUGUUCCUUUACAGACACCUGAGGAAAAGGUCUAGGUGAUCCAUAUCAGUUUUACUCAUAGAUGACGUUUGAAGUGCUAAGAGAGUGUAAAUUGAGUUGAGUCGAAUUGGCAGCACAUUUUACUUUGAUUUAAAAGCCAUUUUGUGAUCGAUUGAUGUGCAGAACAUAAUCUCAAUGCUAGCUUGUAUUAACGCCAAAUUUGAGAGAUUAUAUUCCCCAAUACAUGUACAAUUUUCAAUCAUUAUGUAUUAUUCUUAGGUAAUUUAUACGUCUAGAUUAUUCUUCUAGCUGUUAAGCAACGCAUGGCAACAGGCCAGGUUUAUUACGUUAAUGUGUAUAAUAGCUUAUCGCCGUUCCUGGUUCAGAUAGAGAUAAAUUACUACCUUCUAUUGUCAGUAAUCACUUACCCCCUUAUUCAUAAUAGUCUACUAACUUAAAGCAUUGCUAAUUCUCACUCUGUCUUCUUCUAUUGACCUAAGUCAGAAUGAGCAAAAACACUCCUAAGCGACUGUUUAAAGUUAGCGGACCAUUAUGAAUAAGGGGGUAACUAACUAACUUCUAUCGCUGGAAAGCCAUACGCCCUCCCAUUGACAGACAGCGUGUUCGGAUAAGGUGAGUUACCGUUGACUUUUCUGUCCCAAUAAAGUUUAUUGGGGCAGAAAGUUACGAUUUUUUAUCACAAGUAGGCCACAACCGGAGAUAGACUGAAUAUUGGGAACGGCACUAAGUCUUUGACGUUCAUAGCUUUUGAGUCGAUCUAGACGUAUAAAUUACAUAAAGUUCUAUUUUAUAUUAUAAAAUAUCUGAUUUUUUGUAUCGUGUAAAUAAUAGUAAAAUAUGUAGAUAAAUCAAGGGAAACAAUCACGAGAAAUUGCAUUUAAAUAUUCAGUAUUCUUGAUGUGUAUUGAAAUAUUGUGUGCGUAUUAUGAAUGUUUGAAUAUAACAUUACAACUAACCAAAAAACCGUAUUUAAUAACUAUAUAAAUAUACAUCCAAACAAACACUGCUAUAUUUAUUAUAAUUAUCUAAAAGUUAUAUUAAGUGUUAAUUCCACUUAGAUUUCUUAGUCGACUUGCAAAAUGUACCUAACGCGUAGUCCACUGAAAAUUCCACCCACGCUGAGCGCCCCUGCCGUACGAAUUAAACCAUUUCAACACCUGGUUCGCUUCUACACGAGGCAUCUGGAAACACUGGAACGAGAGAUUGGCCCUUGUUCCUGUAAUAACAAUAACACGUAUAGUACAUACACGACACGUUAACAAGCACGAUAGUACAUAUACAGACACAAUAAUAGAUCCAAUCCUAACACCAAUCUAGUCCAAUCCCGACACGCUUAGUACACACACGAAACAGUUACAGGUCCAAUCCUGACACAUUUAGUACAUAUACGGAUACAGUAACAGGUCCAAUCCCGACACGUUUAGUACACACACGACACAGUAACAGAUCCAAUCCUGACACGUUUAGUAUCAUUAUAUAAGAAAGAAAAGUCGUCGUUCUCAUAUAAAUACACAUUGGGACAUAUGAAACCAAAAGUUAGUGUGUAAAGCUUGUGUAGAGAACACUAAGAUUUCCAUCAAUUUCUAAAACUUCUAAUGUGAAAUUGAUGAAGUAAAAUUUCUAAAAUAAUUUUCAAUAGUGAGCAAACGAAUAAAAUUAUUCUUCUACAAAAGUGAACCCUUCCACACAAUGGUAUGUUGUAAAUAUGUGUUAAAUGUGAUAUGUAUUAAAUCGCAAUAAGUAUUAAUAAUGUUUAAGUUGUACAUAAAGUAUUAUUAAAAAUAAACAAAUAAAUACAUUCAUACACUUA
This is a messenger RNA of Leptidea sinapis, 2528 nucleotides long. RefSeq lists its product as uncharacterized. The coding region runs from base 115 to 753 and encodes 212 amino acids. The transcript is spliced from 4 exons. Gene Ontology annotation, biological process: neuromuscular synaptic transmission; neuron-neuron synaptic transmission; clustering of voltage-gated calcium channels. Gene Ontology annotation, cellular component: presynaptic membrane. Lineage: Eukaryota; Metazoa; Arthropoda; Insecta; Lepidoptera; Pieridae. The record is from RefSeq and is a predicted model, not a curated record.